Messenger RNA from Neoarius graeffei (lesser salmon catfish), 894 nucleotides. RefSeq names its product cytolytic toxin-beta-like. The record is from RefSeq and is a predicted model, not a curated record. Bases 19 to 894 code for a protein of 291 amino acids. The transcript has 2 exons. Lineage: Eukaryota; Metazoa; Chordata; Actinopteri; Siluriformes; Ariidae.
ACAACAGCCCCUUACAACAUGACUACUGUGAGAGAAGAUACAAUAGAAAUAGCAGCUCUGGGGAGACCAUUUCAACUGGGAAUGCUGUAUGACUGCAGAAAAGAUGCAAUCGUACCAGGAAUCACGCUUUGGGAUCGAGAGCAGCUGCAGAACAAUACAGUUGCUCGUCCUCAUAUUAAUACAGAGUUCACAGUUGCAACUUCAGACACAAUUCAAGAAAAGGCAGAGCACCUAAAAGUUGAUGGUGAACUGAAACUGAGUCUUAUGGGAGGCCUUGUCUCAGUAAGUGGUGCAGCCCGAUAUUUCAAUGACAAUAAAAAGUCAUUUAUACAAGAGAGGUUGACGCUGCACUCCAGAACAAACACCAGGUUUGAGCAUCUGACUAUGAACCAUCUAGCACAAGGAAGAAUGGAUCACCAUGAUGUAUUUAAUCAUGAUGUCGCAACACACGUGGUUACAGCAGUGCUAUACGGAGCGGAUGCCUACUUUGUCUUUGAUAGAGAGGUGAAUUUAUCUGAGCACAAAAACAGCAUCGAGGGAGAAGUAAAUAUUGCUGUUGAUAAACUGAAGAUGCUUUCUUCUGCAGGUUCACAGGUAGCACUAAACCUGAAUGACAAAGAGAAAGAUGCAGUGAAAAAACUGAAUUGUACAUUUUAUGGCGAUUUCAUGUUGCCCUCUAAUCCAACAACUUUUGAAGAAGCUGUAAAGGUUUACACUGAUCUUCCAAAUAUGCUUGGACAGAAUGGAGAAUGUGCAGUUCCAGUGAAGGUGUGGCUUUAUCCUCUGGUCAAGCUGGACUCAAGGGCAGCCAAACUUCAAAAAAUUAUCACUAGAGAUCUUAUUCGAGCUACGGAGUCAGUAAUCGAGGAUUUGAAUGUCACAGAGAUGAAAUGA